AUGUCUUACAACUCCAAUACCUCUGCUGCUGCUGCCACAGCGAACCAGGCACUCAUUGUUCUUCUGGACACGUUGAACGAAUUGGUUCAACAGGUGCUCUGCUCUCAGUCAGAAGAGGAUAAAAUGAGAUUGAGCCGCACCAUUGCUUUUCAAUUGAACAAUGCAGUCCGUUCCCACCUCACGCUUGCCACCUACAUCCCCCUUCGCCUGCUGUCGAUGGCAGCUGAGGUCCAUCGCGCUCAAAGGGGUACUGCACAACUGGUGCAAGUGCCGGAUUGGAGUCGGGUCGGGAACAACGAGGACAUUUGCCGGGGUCAUCCCUUAUACCCAAAGACACUCGGUCCGUUGCCUACUGUCACAAUUCCUGCUGGCCCAUCCUCUGCUCCUGCACCAGCAGGCCCAUCUUCUGCUCCUGCACCGGCAGGCCCAUCCUCUGCUCCUGCACCGGCAGGCCUAUCUUCUGCUCCUGCACCGGCAGGCCUAUUCUCUGCUCAUGCACUGGCAGGUUCAUCCUCUGCUCCUGCACCGGCAGGCCCAUCAUCAGCUCCUGCACCGGCUGGCCCAUCCUCUGCGCCUGCACCGGCAGGCCCAUCUGUACCUCAACCAGCAGGCCCAAGUACACCGGCACCGGCAGGUUCAACAUCUUCACCAGCACCAGCACAAACCUCGGUGCCACCAAUCGCCACUUUGCCGGGUCCCAGUAUUGUCAUCAAGAUCCCAGGUGGUGCAAUUUCCGGCCCAUCAAAACAUCGCAAACGACAAUUUAGCGUCAGCCCCCCACGUCCGGUCAAGAGGGCAAGGAAAAUAGUCAAGUCCAAGCGAAUCUUGAGUGACACUGACACUGACAGCGAUGGAGUUCGCAUCGAAAAAGGACAUGAUCAGGUAAAGGGCAAAGGAAAGGCAAGGGCGAGGUCACCAUCAUCGGAUGACGAUGCCCAGGAAAUAAGGAUGAAAGAUGCCACUCCUGAUCCAGAAGUCAAGCCACGGCAGCCGACACAACAUCCGCUCAAAAAGGCAAGACCGGUUGUCGACAUCCCGACUCGGCUGAUGCCACCUUCGAAAACCAGAAACAAGGCAGCCGACCACGCAGAAUACGAGCCGGAGGAAGAUGUCGAGUCUAUUGGCGACAAACAAAAGCCACGUCUUGACCAGGUCAAAGACAUGAAACCGUCUAUGUUAGAUGCCCAGCAUGUAGGAACAGACAAGGACAAGAAGGGGAAGCGUCCACAGCCAGUGAGACGUCCUGCCAUUGCCAUCCGGACAGAUCAUACUCAUACUCAUCCUUCACAGCAACCCAUCGGUUCAUCUCAUCGACCGUUGUCUUGUUACUUAAGGGUCUUAUAUGAAAGUUGUGUAUAAUGA
Suillus fuscotomentosus is the source of this 1362-nucleotide messenger RNA. RefSeq lists its product as uncharacterized. Bases 1 to 1359 code for a protein of 452 amino acids. The transcript is spliced from 6 exons. The record is from RefSeq and is a predicted model, not a curated record. NCBI's taxonomy places the organism in Eukaryota, Fungi, Basidiomycota, Agaricomycetes, Boletales, Suillaceae.